AUGCCGCGACGAAGACGGGACCGAACGUUUACUUGCGAUGAGCAGCAGCCAAAUUGUCGCGCUUGCCAGCGGCUUGGCCAGCCAUGCGAUGGUUAUGGAGCCAAACUAGUCUGGAUAGAAGAUGAGGGCCAGCCAUACAGGUCCGAUGGCCGUCGGUACAUUGACUGCGAUGCCACAUGGGCAGGUCAUGCAAUUCUUGACUCCGGUUUAGUGGACCAACUCAUAGAUGGCUGCGAUCCCGAGUGCGCCGAAAGCAGCAGCAGCCAGCCGACACUGGGACUGCCUAAAUCCAGCCCAUUCGGCUGCUUUCGCGCGUCGGCGAAGAAUGCGGAUCAUCCAUUUGGCUUGCUGUCCAAUGCAUAUAGACUAUUGACCAUUGAUCCUACGGACCCAUUCAGCUCGAGCAGCGAGGCUCGAUAUAUUUUCUAUCAUUACACUAGUCAUGUAUCCACCAUCAUGAUUCCGCUUUUUCAUCCCCGUAAUCCCUGGUAUUUUUACUAUCCAGCAGUAGCGCGUUGCUACGAAACAUCCGAGCAAAAGGCGCUUUACAAUGCAAUGCUGUCACAUGCAGCUUACAACUUGGCUGGACUAGCCAGCUUGCCAGACAAGAUGUUUUUACUUGCAACUGAAUAUUACACAAACGCAAUUGUACAGCUGAAAUCCAGCCUGCAGCGAGAGAAUCCGGACUAUGGUGGAACACUGGCGACUAUUUUAACUUUGUGCAUGGCGGAGGUGUAUAGCGGGAGACCUGGAACUUGGAGGCUACACCUCAGUGGUGCCUGGACGCUACUUUGUGAACAUAGCGAAAAACAGCCCUGGACUGAGUCGGAUUUUGCCUGCUGCUCGACGCAGAGCCUGUGUAUCACCAAAGUGAUCUCUGAUACCGGGAAGGGCCUUAAGGGGACUUCUGGGAUUGAAGACUCUUGGACGAGGAUACCCUUUUUAGAUGAGAUACUAUUCGGUAGCCCUGACAACUUCAGCACAUCCAUCAUGGACGACGAUGAUGCCGAGCGUUCCCUGGUUUCCCGUGUCUCCUCUACACCUGAAUUCGGAUUCACUAUUGGGUCUACAAAGUCUCUGCUGGCGUGCAUUUCGUCUAUCACCAUCGCUGGUAGGAAGAUGAGGACGAAAGCUUUGCACAGUCAACAAGAAGCCGAUUUGCUAGAUGAAAUACUCUCCAAGAUCUUUUCGUGUCUGGACAAAUGCAAAGAAGAGAUCGCAUAUAAUAUCUGUGACUCGGAAAUUGGAAGUUUUGAUGAUGAUCAAUCUCGGAUCCUCUCAAACCACCAACGACAGGCUUUUAUUUCUGCAACAUACAUCUACCUUUACAGAGUUCUAUUCGACCUCCCGCCAUACAGCGUAAGGCAAUACGUGUCUGAAGUUUUGUUACGAAUAUCGGCUUUUCAUUCUGCAAGCCACGGAAAUCUCUCAAUCUGGCCUGCAUUCAUUGCUGCAGUUGAAGUUUACGCACCAGAGGACAUGGCUCUCGCACGGAAUUGGUUGCAUCACACCACCAUGUUUGGGAUUGGUAGUAGAGUCUGUGUCCGUAGGCUGGUGGAAGAGGUCUGGAAGAGGCGAGAUGAAGCGGCUGCUGAGUUGGGAAUUGACAAGGGCUUGAUAUCAAUUGACUGGCGAGCAGUCAUGGAAGAACUGGACAUGGAUAUACUCCUUAUAUAA
Messenger RNA from Talaromyces stipitatus ATCC 10500, 1677 nucleotides. RefSeq lists its product as uncharacterized. Gene Ontology annotation, molecular function: transcription cis-regulatory region binding; DNA-binding transcription factor activity, RNA polymerase II-specific; zinc ion binding. Gene Ontology annotation, cellular component: nucleus. Lineage: Eukaryota; Fungi; Ascomycota; Eurotiomycetes; Eurotiales; Trichocomaceae. The transcript has 4 exons. The coding region runs from base 1 to 1677 and encodes 558 amino acids. The record is from RefSeq and is a predicted model, not a curated record. Gene Ontology annotation, biological process: positive regulation of transcription by RNA polymerase II.